AUGUCAAGCACAGAAAACGAAGAUUUACACCAGAGAUAUUCAUCACUGCAUGAACUCUAUCAAAAAGUUUUAAAAGAGAAAGAGGACGCCCUAGAAGAAACUGAACGGGCGACUAUCUCGUUUGCUCGACACUUUGAUAGCGAGGUAUGCUGGAAUAUAAGUAUAGGUCUUGUAAGUGCCAUCUAUUGUAUAUUGAUCGAGUGUUACUACAGGAGGAAACCUAAACUAACUUCCUUUAUACUGCAGGAUGCUCUAUCAGUUCUAAACUGUUCUUCCUAGAGGUCCAGUAAGAAUCAUCUCUUAUUGAUCCAGUGUUACUACAGGAGGAAACCUAAACUAAACUAACUUUAUUUAUACUGGUUAGUUCUGUCAGUUCUAAACUGUUCUCCCAAGAGGUCCAGUAAGGAUCAUCUCUUAUUGAUCCAGUAUUACUACAGGAGGAAACCUAAACUAAACUAACGUCCCUUAUACUGCAUAACUCUAUCAGUUCUAAACUGUUCUUCCUGGAGGUCCAGUAAGGAUCAUCUCUUAUUGAUCCAGUAUUACUACAGGAGGAACCCUAAAUCAAAAUAACGUUAUCCUACAUGAAUAACAAUAUAUCAGUAGUUUAAGCCGUUAUUUCUAGACGAGAGGUCUAGUAAAAACCAUGAGAAGACUGGGAUACCUAAAAAAAAACCUGUAGUGUUAAGUUUCGUAGAGUCAAACUGGAAGCACUCUUCUCAUAUGUGACUGAGGUGGAAUUUGUGAUCAGACAACUAGAUAUUGCGGAAAUGAAAUCCAGAGUUGAAAAAACACAUGCCACAAACGUCUCUGAAUGUCAUGUGUCUUAAUAUCGUAACACAAUUUCAGGUCACCAGCCUCAACAACCAACUCCUCUCACUAACUGAAGAGCGGGACAAAGCUCUCGUUGAAGCGGAGGACUUGGGAGUCAAAUUAGCCAACAGCAAAUACGAACUGAAUCGAUUGCAGCGCGAACACAUCAAACUUCAGUUGGAGCAAGAAAAAGUUCUCGAAAAAUUUGAACGUUUUCGUGAAAGUUCGAAGAAAGGCGAAGAAGAAAAAUUAGAUUUGAACGAAAAAAGUGGAAUCGUAGCAGGCGAAAAAAAAAUGGAGGUAAAAAUAUGAAAGAUGUCUCAAACGUGGUGGUCCAGUGUAGGUAGUAUUUUACAAUAAGCUGUCGUGGUUAAUUGUGUCUGAACUACCUGAAAAAGAUAUCUCAAACGUGGUGGUCCAGUAUAGGUAGUGUUUUACAAUAAACUGCCGAGGUUUGUGUCAGAACUACCUGAAAAAGAUAUCUCAAAUUAACGUGGUGGUCCAGUAUAGGUAUUAUUCUACAAUAAACUACUUUGGUUCAAUUGAGUCUGAACUACCUGAAAAAGAUAUCUCAAACGUGGUGGUCCAGUAUAAGUAGUAUUCUACAAUAAGCUGAAGUUUGGUUUGAGUCUGAACUACAUGAAAAAGACAUCUCAAACGUGGUGGUCCAGUGCAGGUAGUAAUUUACAAUAAACUGCCGUGGUUUGUGUCAGAACUACCUGAAAAAGAUAUCUCAAAUUAACGUGGUGGUCCAGUAUUAAUAGGUAGUAUUCUACAAUAAGCUGCAUUGGUUUGAGUCUGAAAUAUCUGAAAAGAUAUCUCAAACGUCGUAUAGGUAUAGGUAGUAUAUAGGUAGCUUGUUACCAAAACUCACCUUAUUCAUUGCUCCAUGCCGAUUGGAAAAAUCUUCUAUAACACUCCUGUGAGAAUUUUAGAAUACAAAAAUAUGACUUCGAUGUGUGGGUGCUUAUUUUGUUAUGUUUUGUUUAUUAAUUAAAACGUUCUUAGCUCGCUAUUCAUGCAUAGAAGUAUUCAAAUUGGCUGCCAAAAUGUUUAUAAUUACAGUCAAGAAUAAUAGGAUGUUAGGCUGAAUUCUAAAAAAUAUAAUACUGCAUGUAUCAAUUAAUAUAUUAAGAAGGUGAAUCGAAGCUUGUAACAUGUAGAUUUUGAGCAGAUAGUUCACUUUGAUGUUUCAAUGCGGAAUUACUUGUUGAAAGCUCUUUGUUGGACAUCUAGCGCUCGACAGGAACUGAAAUUAAUGUAUAUUACAGUUGUAGAUGCUUCGCUUUUCGUGACUCAUUAAAAAAGUUAAUUGAUUUAACAAUAUAAUUAUCCUCGAAAUAUGUCAUUCGCCACAUUGUCACAGUCAAAUUUUACUACAAACUCAAUUCUGUUAACUUUGCUAAUGUUGAAAUUCCCAUGGCGAACCCCAUGUCAUUUCUGCUUAAUUUAUUUAAGGCCUACUUCUUUAAUUAAUAACCUAGUGAUUUCUAUAGAAUUUUCACCAUAUCGAAAGCAAAAUAUCCUGCAGUUUUAAAAGUGCGUGGUAAGACUAUAUUGUGUUCAGUACAAAACAAACUAAUGAUCCGUUAGAUUUAUGCACAUGCAUUUUUGAGAGAGCAAACCGCGGGUAUAUUUCUGGCACGACAAUAGCGGUAAAAAAGGGAGAAAUGGCGUGUUAAAAGGUUUCUUUAUUGGCUUUAUUGGGAAAAUCUUGAGUUAAGUAUGUUGGCGGCAGAAGGCCAAGACAAGGCUAAGCGGCCAGGACAGCAUCGAAGUCGAAGUAUGAGGCGAGUUGCAAAGUUUAUUAGAAGGAAGUUUAAUUUGGUGAGUAAGGCAAAACAACAAGUAUAGUAUUGUUAGAUUUGUCUUGGUUGUCGUACUCAAAAUCUUCACAACUCUCGGUGGGGAUCGUUAGGUCGUCCGAGUAAUUUAGUGUCGAUGAUGCCAUUGAUAGUCGUGAAGAUUUUGAGGUAAUCCAAACUAUCAUCUUUAUGGUAGUGAUAUUUCGUCAACAAAGAAAGACUUAUUUGAGGCUAUAUAUACUUCAUCAGUUCUUUCGGCCGUGAUGGAUGAGUAAUUAUUGUAGGUAACUGGCAUGCAUGACUUGUGUCUGAGCUACCUGAUAUAGAUUAAACAUUUGUUUCAAGUAACUUCGACCAAAGCGGACUGUAGCAUAGAUACAGUGUGGAAUACCACGUACACUCAUGGACUUCCGUGGACGUUUGAGAUAUUAUUUUCCGGUAGUUCGGACAUAAACCGCGGCAGCUUAUUGUAGAAUACUCUACCUACACUGGAUCACCACGUUUGUGAUAUCUUUUUCAGGUAGUUCAGACACAAACCACGACAGCUUAUUGUAGAGUACUACCUACACUGGACCAUCACGUUUGUGAUAUCUUUUUCAGGUGGUUCAGAUACAAACCACGAUAGCGUAUAGUAUUGUAGAAUACUACCUGCACUGGACCACCACGUUUGAAAGAUCACUUUUAGGUAGUUCAGACGAACCAUGACAGCUAUCAGUCUACAUUUACUACCAUGUUUGACCUAGUUGUUAUACUGAUAUAUAUACUCUUGAAAAGCUAUCACAGAUUGUAGUUAUUUAUAGUGGACACUGUGUAUAUAGCUAUAAUAUUUCAAUUGUUUUGCAAGAGGCACAAUUAAGACACUUUGAUUCUUCUUCAUCGUAUUACUGUAAGCUAUACAAGUUUCUUUAUAAUAUUUUGUUGUUCUAUAUAGCACUGUUUAAUUGUGGGUUAAGACUCUUGUAUUUAAAUUGCCCGCUUUAAAGAGAAAAGAUUUUUCUAAUAAUGAAACAGCAGAAAUUUACUUCGAAACUUUCAAUUGCUGUUUUGAAAAUAAAAUUGCUGAUAUGACAAUAAACCUUCAGUGACGUGGGAGGCAAUUAUGGUGUCGAGGAAUUCUCAUGGAUUCGUUAAUACAUAAAUCUUCAUUAAAUUCCUACACAGAAACUACAAUUCUGUGUAUGAAAUACGACAUUUUGGUUUGUUUAAGUCUUGUGAUACUUUGGUCAGGACUAUUGGAAAGUUGAAAGCAUAUCAAAACGAUAAAUCUUUGAGAUAAUUCACCAGUGAAUGUUUUGUUUAACAAGCGUGGGAAAUUGAAGAUCAUGCAAUCAUGCAAAUCAUUGAUCAUACGUUGAUAAACAUGGAAUAAUGCCACGAAUGUCACGUCUUUUUUAAGGAAUUUUUUUUCAUUGCUGUGUUACAUUUGAAGACAAUAUUUGUGUAGACGACCUACUUUUGUGGCCUUUUUGAUACCCAGAAUAUCAUAGGUAUCCGUCCAGGAACUUAUACGAUUGAUGCAUGUAUAAUAGUUGGUCGCAUGCAGAGUCUGAAGACUGUGUGGAGUUUGCGAAUUGAUGAAUAUACAGAUUGAGUUCCGCACAGUGAGAAAUAUAUUUGUGUUGUUUUGUGGGAAACAUUUAUUUUGCAAUUGAGCUUACUGGAUCCCCGAACCCGGAUCUCCCGCAUCUGCAUUGCGUGAAAAUUAUCAUGUAAUGCAUAUCAUUUGAUCUGAUGACCGAUUGACCGAUCCAGGCUUACGGAUCGAAAACCUUGCUAAAUAAAUAGACGCGGUCAUGAAGUUUUUCUCAAACCAAAACAAAUGAAUGGAUUGCACCUUCGUUUCGAAGGGGACCAUAAAGAGUGUAGUCUAUUGAAGUCUUGAACAGCGUCCAAAUGUCGUAGACGAACAACAAUUUUUAAUACCGAAGUUGUCCUCUUUGCCAUAUUAGUAGCACAGCAUCUUCAAUGAUCUUGUGUCAGUUCUGUAAAAAACGAGAUAGAUCACUAAACUUAUUUCUUAUUUUUAGGACGAAAACUUGAACAGCGAAGGUAUGUGAGGCAAUAUUAACUACAAUUAAAAACUAUGAGGAAAAUGUCUAAAAUGUGAAUAUAUAUAAUAAUUAGUUCUUUGUAGGUUUGCAUGGCUAUAAAACAUAUAAUACUAUAUUGUUAUUACUGCAAUAAUAAUUAAUUGAGAAGAAAAUUGUGAAACUAGCAUUUUUGUGUAGUUUCUGCCAUCAUAAUUUGAACAACAUAACUGCCGUUGAUAAAUAAAUUGAAAGCAAAUGAUAGAUUUGCAUCGCGCGAGUCCCGUUAAUACAUAUUAUUUUAACAACAAUUUAGUAAUUAUUUAAAAUUAUUCCCUAAUUUGUAACUUUAAGAGCAGCGAUCCAAUUAACUCUUCAUUCCAGCGUCAUUCUUAUUCAAAUUUCGAAAUGGCUGGAAGAAUAUGUAGCCUAUAUUUAUAGAAUUGUAUAAAUACCUAUAUAUACUAUAUAAAUAGAAACUGUAGGGAUGUUAUUAAUUGGUUCACUAAAAGUUAUGAUACAUCUUACUGUGCUCCUUCUCAAUAUUAUCAGUUGGAGAAAAACGCAUGCAUGUAAAGAUCGGAGAAUUCGAAUGAUUCUGAUAGAUUAUUUGAAACAUAGACCUUUGACAGAGUCACUCAAGAACAUUUUUUUAACUGUAGAGAAUCAGUCCUAUAGCUGUGGAAUAGUCUAUUUGUUAAAGCAAUUAAUGCUAUACAUCUGUGGCAACUUUCGAAAACAUUUUAAAGCAAUCAUAAUAGUUAAUUUUUGAAAUAUUUUAUUGUACACGAACAGACAUUAUGAAUGGAUUCCUUGUUCAAAUAAAGUUUUUGAUACUAGGCGAAAAAUUAUUUUGUAUUUAGUCCUCUUCACGUACUAUGCGCAAAAAUAAAUUUCUAAAAUUUUUUGGUAGGGCAACUCAAUCAUGUUCCCCGACCACCUGUUAAAAUUAAGAAGUCAAAAGUCGAUGAAGACUACACUGUUUAUGAAGAACUCGGAAGGUAAUAGUAAAUCUUUUUUAAUAUAUCAAUUGAACUUUGUUUAUAGUGGAUGCUCUUUUAGUUUUAAACUGUUCUUCCUAGAGGUCCAGUAAGGAUCAUCUCUUAUUGGUCCAGUGUUAUACUACAGGAGGAAACCUAAACUAAACUAGCUUUAAUUAUACUGGAUAACUCUAUCAGUUCUAAACUGUUCUUCCUAGAGGUCCAGUAAGAGUCAUCUCUUAUUGAUCCAGUGUUACUACAGGAGGAAACCUAAACUAAACUAGCUUUAAUUAUACUGGAUAACUCUAUCAGUUCUAAACUGUUCUUCCUAGAGGUCCAGUAAGAGUCAUCUCUUAUUGAUCCAGUGUUACUACAGGAGGAAACCUAAACUAAACUAGCUUUAAUUAUACUGGAUAACUCUAUCAGUUCUAAACUGUUCUUCCUAGAGGUCCAGUAAGAGUCAUCUCUUAUUGAUCCAGUGUUACUACAGGAGGAAACCUAAACUAAACUAGCUUUAAUUAUACUGGAUAACUCUAUCAGUUCUAAACUGUUCUUCCUAGAGGUCCAGUAAGAGUCAUCUCUUAUUGAUCCAGUGUUACUACAGGAGGAAACCUAAACUAAACUAGCUUUAAUUAUACUGGAUAACUCUAUCAGUUCUAAACUGUUCUUCCUAGAGGUCCAGUAAGAGUCAUCUCUUAUUGAUCCAGUGUUACUACAGGAGGAAACCUAAACUAAACUAGCUUUAAUUAUACUGGAUAACUCUAUCAGUUCUAAACUGUUCUUCCUAGAGGUCCAGUAAGAGUCAUCUCUUAUUGAUCCAGUGUUACUACAGGAGGAAACCUAAACUAAACUAGCUUUAAUUAUACUGGAUAACUCUAUCAGUUCUAAACUGUUCUUCCUAGAGGUCCAGUAAGAGUCAUCUCUUAUUGAUCCAGUGUUACUACAGGAGGAAACCUAAACUAAACUAGCUUUAAUUAUACUGGAUAACUCUAUCAGUUCUAAACUGCUCUUCCUAGAGGUUCAGUAAGAGUCAUCUCUUAUUGAUCCAGUGUUACUACAGGAGGAAACCUAAACUAAACUAACUUUAUUCAUACUGGAUAGCUCUAUCAGUUCUAAACUGCUCUCUCUAGAUUCCAGUCUGUUCUGGGGGAAACGUUAAAUUAACUAACUUUAUGCAUGUAUACUGGGGAUAGCUUUAAGCAUUUUUUAUUGUAAAACAUGUUUUUGUCUGCUAUUUUUCAGAGGGAAAUUUGGGGUUGUAAAACGGGUAAUAAAACAGUCAACUCAGGAAGAGUUUGCGGCAAAAUGGGUGAAAGUGACAAGUCAAACGAAGGACGAUGUUUUGAAGGAAAUCGAGAUCAUGGGAAAAUUAAAUCACAAACGUCUCGUGGGAUUGUACGAUGCUUACGAAGUUUCUAGGAAUCUUGUUCUUAUCAUGGAAUAGUAAGUCAAUGUCAAUAUUGGUAAUUUUCGCGAAAUAUUUCCAGCCUAAUGUCCUAAUUUCAACUUAUCUGUAUUUCAGUAUAACUGGCGGCGAAUUAUUUGAAAGAAUAGCGAACGAAGAAUCAGUGACAGAGAAAGAAUGUGCGUACUAUUUGAGACAAUUGUUGGAAGGAUUACUGUACAUGCACAAAAUGAGUAUUGUGCACCUUGACUUAAAGGUAGGCUAAAGUCUGAGUUGUAAUUUGAACUAAAUUGAGAAUCUUUCUAAUUGUUUUUGUUUAAACAAAAGUACAAAGCGAUAAGAAAUUAAAGGUUGUUGUGGAAAGGUGUAGUUCUCUACAUGUACUGUAUAUGGUGACAACAAAUUUCACCCAACAAGCUUUUCGACGAGCUCCUUUUCGUAGUAAAUACUAAGACCAAAAUUGCUCAAUUCUUGAUGAGUUUCUUAAUUUGUUAUGACUUAUGAUGUCCAGUAAAGAGAAGGACUUUCUUCAGCUUAUUCAGCCUUACCUAUGUGUGUGUAAGAACGAAUUGAAAACGUUUUUAUUCAGUUCAAAAGCUGGUAUGAUUAAGAUUAACACAAAGAGACCAGUCGAGGAAAAAGUUUUUGUCGAAGAAAAGGUUUUUGUCGUACAACGGAAGCUCGAACAUAUAGACCUUGUCAGGGAAAAGAUGUCCCUUUUGACAGGCUUUAAUAAAUGAUUCCUCGUUUUGUUUUCCAGCCUGAGAAUAUUGUCUGUGUGAGCAAGGACACUUGGGAUAUCAAAUUAAUCGACUUCGGAUUAGCCAAAGAAUUAAAACCUGGCAAGGUUAUUAAGACUAUGCAAGGAACACCAGAGUUUGUUGGUAAGUUUACCAUGAUGACCAGUUUUUAUUUAUUUGUUUAAUACAUAAGUAAAUAAAUAAAUAAAUAUUUCUGAGGAUAGGUUUAAAUAGAAUCUACUACUAACUGUACUAUUACUCUCAGUAACUGUUAGGUAUAUUUGUGUAUGUUCCAUUCAUUCCUGCAAUUUCCUGAUCUUCUAUUACCUCGAACUUAAUUUCUUAUUUUCUCUCGUGUUUUAGCUCCUGAGGUGAUCAAUUUUGAACCUGUGUCCCUUGCAAGCGAUAUGUGGUGAGUAGAAGUUAAGAAAUACUAUGGCUUGUCGCUAUCAGUAAGAUAUUUUGUUUGUAGUCUGUCAAAAAGUGCAGGGCAUUUUCAAUAGUCAUUUAUAUAACCUGAUAUUCUUCUUUUUUUUGGGGGGGGGGGGUUGUUGAAACGUGGCGUUAUAAUUUUUCUCAAGAUUACCUGUGGUUUAGAAAACAUACUGAUUAUAAUAACCCAACGCCUCUAAAGAACAUAUAAUGACUUACAUUUUUUUCAUAUAGGAGCGUUGGUGUUAUCGCAUAUAUUCUGUAAGUAUAUAAAUAAUCGUUUGUGGUUUUGCUUAAUCUUUUUGAGAACUAAAGUUUUAUCCUGGACUCUUGAGCUGUAUGUCUUUUGUGUCAGAAAUAUCUUGAACAGACAGUUAACUUUUCUUAUUAUAUAUUUUUUAAAAUUAUUUUUCAGCGUAAGUGGUCUGUCUCCAUUCCUUGGCGAUGACAACAACGAAACGUUAUCCUAUGUCACUGCAGCUGAAUAUGAUUUUGAAGACGAGGCGUUUAAUGAAAUAAGCCAUGAAGCUAAAGACUUUAUUGAAAAGUUACUUCAUAAACCACCAAGGUAGUUAUCAAUGCCCUUUCCCUAACACUUAUUGCUUACAAUAUCAUCCAAACACAAUCCAGAAAUCAGAAUGUUCCAUUGUCUUCUCAUUGUGUAAAAAGUGUAGUGUAGCGUAGCUCAGUUAGCAGAGCAUUGGGCUGGUAUUCCUAAGGUCGUAGGUUCGAUUCCCACUGUGGCCAGGUAUAUUUUUCAAGCCUGCCCGGUGUGGAUAUACACUCAGAGUAACAUCACAAGAAUCUUUUGACUGUCUGUUAUUCUUGAACAAAAAAAUAACUUUAUGCAAUGCAAAGAUCUUGAGGAUAACAGGAUUUAUUUCAAAGAAUGUCUGUCUAACUGAAUGGUUGCUUGUUCUGUUUAGCAAGAGGAAAACAGCUGAUGAGUGUCUGAAACACGAAUGGAUAAAGGUAAAUCUUAGUUUGAAAAGCAAAAAGUUAAACGAUUGACAAGGUAUAGAAAUUAAUCCGGUUAUUCCACGAUGUCCACUGUGAAUAACGCGGACAUUGUACAUGCAUAAUGAAAUAUGGCAAUGAGGAGAUAUUUAACAAUUCUCUUUUCUUUUCAGAAAAAUCGAGGAAGUAAUAAAAUCAAGACGGAUAAUCUUAAAAAGUUUCUUGCAAAAAAGAAAUGGCAGGUAAGUAAAAGCUAGUAAUUUUGAUAGCUGGCCACUCUCGUCAAAUUUGAGCCAGUCAAACUUAGAUGAGACACGAGAUUUUUGUAGUCGUGUGACCGAUAAUAUCCAAUCAACUCUCAUAAACUCUCACGCUACCCUUGUCCAUUUCGUUUGACCGGGCUAAGAGAGUUCAGAACUCUCAGGUAAAGUAGCUCUCUUCUCAAUUCUUGUCAGUUCUCAUCAUCAUUUCAUCAUUCAAUCGAAUAAUUUUCAUAACUUUCCAGAAAUCAGUUAAUGCAGUCCGUGCAGUCAGACGUCUUUCCUCGAUGAGCUCACUAUUCAAUGCGAAAACCAAAAGCAAAUCAGUCGUAAAACUAGAUGAACCGCCCGGAGUUAAGCCAAUCCCACUGGCAGAAACGAAGCGAGACUUCAGCAAAUCCAUGCCUUCCGUGUUUGCGGUCGAAGGCGGACAGUUGAAUAAACGUGCAAUGAAAAUACUGGACAGCGACACCGAGGCAUCUCAGAGGUAAUCAUCAGUUAGGAAAAUUCUUUAAUCCACAUUAAUGUGAAUCAUUAGACACAAUUUUGCAUGGGUAAAAUUCUAUGUUUUGAUCAUGAAAGAUUCGUAAGAAAUGUUUGCGACUAUAGUCUAAAGCAGUCAUUUUUCAGCUGAUUAUAGUUCGAUUCCCGCAAUUGUCUAAUUAUAAUUUUGUGAGAAGAGUGCUUCAUAUUUGACUCUGUUUCCCUUUUGUGGUACCACUGGAGUAGAUUAUGGGAGAACAAUUUAGAUAUGAUAAAGUUAUCUAGCUAUCCUUGGCACGAUAGGUCAGGAGGAGUUAAUAUUUUUAUAAUAAGCUGUCAUGGUUUUCGUGUGAACAAUGUGAGAAAAUUUUUAAAAAUUCAGAAGUAUUCGUUUUCAAAUGGUUCCGUCCAAAAACAGCAACAGAUUAUUUAAAUAGAGUUAGAUUUGCAAAAGUUGUGUUAGAUUUUUAAGUUAACUCUUGAGUUCCCAUGUCAAGACAUUUACUUGGUUCACGUUAUAAAUAUGUUCCGUUUCGUUCCACAGUGAGUCAGGCUCAAUGGAACAGAUCAACACGGCCGACGUGGACGACAAGGAUGUUCUGGAAGGAUUGUUUAAAGAAAAUAAGGAAAUCUUGGACUUCCUGAGUUCAGGUCUGGCAAACAAUGGAAAAAAUCAAACUCCAACAAGAAGCCAAGAGAAGCUCGGAGGAAUUUCCGAGGAAAAAGACACCAAUGAUGACGUCACUGGUAAGUUUAGGAAGAAUCGAAAAACCAGCCAAGAGUUUAAAAAAUGUAAUAAAAGCAAAGUUUGGAAGUCAGUAUCAAUAACUCUCUUGAUUUAAUCCGUAUCUUGAAUUUCCUAAGAUCUUGUUUUUCGGACUUUGUUUGUAUGGGAAAAACAUUACUAAUUUGUUCCUACAUAUAAGCAAGUGAACUUAGUACAAGUUGUUGUAGGCGAGUUGUGUGCUUGAAUUACACAGUACAACUCAAGUUGUAAGCAGGUUGCUGCGACAGUUUUAGGAAAAAGUCGUGUAGUUUAUACAAAUCAGCCAAUUGACAUUCUUUUGCUUAUUUAUCGUUCAUAUUUCAUUCAUACCAACUUUCAUUCACAUCUUCAGCCAAACCCGAGUUUGUUGACCCACUACCUUCCACCUACACUGUUCCCAAGGGAACGCCAGUGUUGAUGACGUGUACAGUACGUGGCACCCCAGAUCCGACCGUCACGUGGUUCAGGCAUGACAAGGCGCUCACUCACGAGGACACUGACGUUACAAUAGAAAGAGAAGGAAACGAAUGCAGUCUUUCUAUUGGUCAAUGCGAAGUACAGGACGAAGGAAGUUAUUCGUGCAUGAUACAAAAUGAGUUUGGUCAGGCGACAAGCAACACCAAGCUUGAUGUACAAGGUGUGCAAGUUAAACUCACUUUAUUUAUACUGGACAGCUCUGUCAGUCCUAAACUGUUCUUCCUACAGAUCGAAGUAAGAGGCAUCUCUUAUCGACCUAGUGUUACUACAGGAGGAAACCUAAACUAAAUUAACUGUUAUAAACUAUUCUAUCUAGAGGUGCAUUAAGGGUCAUCUCUUAUUGAUCCAGUGUUACUACAGGAAGAAACCUAAACUAAACUAACUUAUUUGUACUGGAUAGCUCUAUCAGUUCUAACUUCUAAACUGUUCUUCCUAGAGGUCCAGUAAGAAUCGUCUCUUAUUGCUCCAGUGUUACUACAGGAGGAAACCUAAACUAAACUAACUUUAUUUAUACUGGAUAACUCUAUCAGUUGUAAACUGCAUGUUCUUCCUGGAGGUCCAGUAAGGAUCAUCUCUUAUGGAUCCAGUGUUACUACAGGAGGAAACCUAAACCAAACUAACUUUAUUUAUACUGAAUAGCUCUGUCAGUUAUAAACUAUUCUGUCUAGAGGUCCAUUAAGGGUCAUCUCUUAUUGAUCCAGUGUUUCUACAGGAGGAAACCUAAACUAAACUAACUUUAGUGUCAAACGUGAUUGAGGUGAAAUUACAAGCAGACUGCAUAUUUUCAGAAAUCAACCUCUGGUCAUACACUAACCAGUGUGUUACAAUCUUUUCAGUUUCACCAGAUUUUGUUCGAGAAAUGCGCGAUGCGUCGGUAGAGGAACAAAAACGAGUCCAGUUCGACGUACAGAUCAGUGGCAAACCCCUGCCGUCAGUGGAAUGGUACCAUGGUGACACUUUACUCCAGGAUGACAGAUGGAUAAAGAUUCGUCAUAGUACUAGGGACAAUACAUGCUCCUUGGUGAUACGAUCGGCUACCGCUGAGAUGCGUGGAGUGUAUAAAUGUGUGAUCACGAAUCCAUUGGACAGUAUAUCAUGUACUGCUCGAUUGCAUAUUGAAGGUGAGCAAAGGAGAUUGAAAACUGGGGAUUGCUGUCGAGUUGAUAGGCUAGGCUGACUUUAUUUCUUGUCGAUCCAGGGUUACUACAGAAGGAAACCUAAACUAAACUAAACUAGCCUUAUUUUAAUAUAUUGGAAAGCUCUAUCAGUUCCCAGUAAGAGCCUAUACCCCUGAUGGUCCGGUAUUACAACAGGAAGACACCAAAAUUUUGGUUAGAUUAGAUAACAUUUUUACUGUUGCUCUGUUCGUCUUAAAGUUGCAAAGGACAUCUCUUCUUCAUCCAUGCCACUGUAUAUGGUAGAGUCGAAUUGUAAAUAAAAUCCUGAGAUGCAAAUAAGGAGACAUUUUAAUCAAAUGAUUACAUGCUGCUAGAACUUAAUCCCAGUCGCAAAAGUGGAAGAUAAAUGCUCGCACCAUUGAACCACAAACAUCCCAUAAUCUCAUUUCACCCCAUGCGGCAUUUUAUUUUAUGAAAUAUCUUUCUUCCUUCCUCGAAGGUUACGACGACGAAGAGGACGAAAAUGAAGAAGAUGAAGUUCUGGAGGAAACGUCUGCGAAGGAAGUGGAAGAUGAAGUUGAUGCUCAUGAUGAUCAUCCCCGAGUUUCAUUGCGAGAAGAUGAUAUCAACCAAUACUAUGACAUCAAGGAAGAAAUAGGAAGGUAAGUGGAGGUUUUGAAUUUGAUGGUAGAAGUUUGGAAGCUCUAUCAGUUCUCGCGGUUUAGUUUGUUCUUAUUAAAUAGUGCAUCUUUCUUCAUUUGUCUAAUAUUAGGCUGGUUUACUGUACACUAUCAAAGUUUCUGUGAUCACAGUAGGAAUUUUGCAUAGGUAAAUUCUAAAUUUUGAAGGAUUUGUAAGAAAUGCUUGAGAAAACUGACUUUACGCCUGUAUUCUAAAAUCUCACUCACACUCAAAGAGUGGAGGUUCAAUCUGAGCUUCCCUUGAGUGUCAAUGCUGUUUUUGAAUAGCUAGAAGGUGAGUAGUCACAUAGUAAGGUACGAUACUAACCCUCCAGCUAUUUAAAAACAGCACUGACACUCAAGGGAAGCUCAGAUUGAACCUCCACUCUUUGAGCGUGAGUAUGAGUGAGCUUUUAGAAUACAGGCGUUAGUAUUUAACACUGAGUUAGUUUCCUCGAACAUCCUUCAAAACUUAGAAUUUACCUGUGCAAAAUUUCUGCUGUGAUCAUUGAAACUUUGAUAGUGUAUAAAACGAGUCUAUAUUUAGUGCAGGAGAAAAACUAAACUAAACUAAAUAUAGCUCUACUGAAUGUUUAUUAUCGACGUCUGGAGAAGACCAUCGUAUCUCUUCUUGGUUCACACACGCGAGUGUUUGUUCGAUUCAAAACUGGGAAGCACUCUUCUCAAAUGCGAAACCUAAUCAUAGCAAUUUAUGGAAAUGCACCAUGCAAUUUAUGGAAACAUUUAAAUUCAUUUUCAGAGGACGUUUUGGAGUCAUCUACUACGCUAUUCACAAGGAAACAGGACGUGAUUAUGCCGUGAAAUAUAUAAAAGUGAGAAAGAGUCAACGAGAUCAGUUUCAGCACGAGAUCGACAUCAUGAAUCAUUUACGACAUCGGAGAUACAUUAGACUGUACGAAGCGUUUGAAGAAUCAAGAAAACUGAUCCUUGUUCUUGAACUGUAAGCAUUACUUUAUGUUUGUUCAGGUUUUAUUUUGAAUUUUGUUUUUUUAUUGCAAACGAACUUUCUUUGCCUUAAUUGACAAGUACUUUACAAUUUUGCUAAGAAGAACUUAUUAUAUUUUUUCUUUCGCAGAAUGCGUGGAGGAGAGAUGUUGGAAAGAUUGUCGGAGAAAGAUUAUUUAACAGAACACGAGAUAAUAAGAUAUGUGAAACAAAUCUUGGAGGGAGUCAAAGAUAUGCACGAAAAAGAUGUUCUACAUCUUGAUCUGAAGGUAGAAAACGCUUGUUGCUAUCCUCUGAAGACAGGUUCCAUGCAAGUGUUUUAAGUACUAGAUUUUUUAUGUAGUUUAGACAGUUUAAAACCAUGGCAACUUAAGUAAAAUCUUUGUUUUCUAGCCCCAAAACAUCAUGUUUACAACUGAAGAAAGCAGCAAUCUGAAAUUGAUCGACUUUGGCUUAGCAAGAAAGUUGAAUGCUGAAAAGGAUCUCAAAAUUUUGUUUGGUACUCCGGAAUUCGUCGGUAAUUGAUUUAUAUAUAAAAACCUGUCUAGUGUUAAUCAAGGUCUUAAUGUUGAAUUAAUUAUCGCCUAACCGAAAUUCGUAACCCUUACCCUAACCCUAACCAUCCAUCAUUUGUCUUCGUUGUAGCCCCUGAAAUUGUCAAUUACGAAACCAUCACGCCUGCAACAGACAUGUGGUAAGUACUGACACUUUGAUGGAUCCUGUGGAUGGAUUUCAUCCAUGUUGUUUAACAGAUUAUGUUCACAUUUACUUGAAGAAUUGAACUGAAGUUUUGUAUUUGAAUCUUCUUUAUUAGGAGUGUUGGCGUUGUCACGUACAUACUGUAAGUACAUUUUGAAAACAAACCCUGUAGAUAUAUGACAAACUUUGACCAAGGUACAACUUUAGUUCAAAGAAUACUUGGUAGUGGAAUGUCUGGUGUGGAAGUAGAAUUAAUGAUUAAAUAUUGAAUAAUGAAUGUGAACGUUUUGGGCAGGAAUUUAAAUAUCUCUGACAGGAAUGUGGAUAUUUCUUGCCAGAAUCACUCCACCCCCAAUGGUGUAGUUGUAAACGAGCGUUAGUAAAUCAUUUCAUCUCAGUUUCUUCACAGGAUACAUUAUUCGUCAUUUUCGUUCUCUAUAGUCUUUCAGGUGUGUCUCCCUUCUGGAGUGACGAUCCUGACAUAACUCUGUCCAAUGUUACUCAAGCUGUAUGGCAGAUGCCUGAGGAGUUGUUUCAAGGUGUCAGUGAAGAUGCCAAAGAUUUUCUUACCAAGCUGUUGGUCAAAGAUCCUAGGUUAACAUUUUUUCCUUGUGUUUCAAAAAUUGUGAAAAAAUGAGUUGUUGUGGAAAUUUCUCCUGUUCAUCUUUUUUAUUUUUUAAAAUUUUUUUUUCAAAUAAUAAUUUUAGCAAAAGGAUGAAAGUUGAUGACGCUUUCCAACAUCCGUGGAUCAAGGUCACUAAAAAAACCGAUCUUUUUCAUUUUCAAUAAUUAUUGUGUUACUUAUUAUUUGUGCUCUUUGUUUCUGUAGGCUGCAAAACAAGAAGACACAAACUCAAAUCUUAUUUCAACGGAAAGACUUAAAAAAUAUUACGGCCACCAGAAGGUAUGUAGAUGAUCUCUUUGAGUUUAACUGAAACAGAUAUCAUUGAACGAUGUUAACCCUUUAUCCACGAACUACCUUCCAAUGUAUUUCACUCUGUCUAAUACCAUCGGCUCGUUUUUAUUUUGAACAAGGGAUUAAUCAGUGCACGUGUUAUAACGUCCGUCGGAAUGAAGAAUGAAGAUGAAAGAAGACGUCCCGAAGGUAAGCUGGAAACUUUUGAACUGAAAUGGUUCGUUUGGUAUUUUAGUUCUUUUAAAACAACUAUUAAUAAUGCCUUAAUGCCUUUAUACGAAAAUCUGCAAAAUUUAUCGACCUACAUCUAUUAGUUAAGUUGUUCUUAUUGAAAUCUGUAGUACCUGGAAACGAUUAAGAACUUGACCAGCAAGGGAAUUUCGUCAGAAUGUUCUACUAAUUUUCUUAUGAAGUGGUUCUCUCUGAAUCUUUUUAAACACUUCAGACACAAACCACGGUAGUCUAUCAAUCAUUUAUCAAUAAAGGUUUUAGUAUGCCGUACAACUCGUAUUAUUUCCUCUUCAGGUGAGAAAAUCAAGACUGAAGUCAACACAGAAGUCAGCAACGAAAAUAACGACAACAACAACGACUCACCAAGUUCUCUUGUUUCCGAACUAACAAAAGAAAGGGACGACCUACAACAGCAACUUGACGAACUUUUAGAAAAAUACAGCAGUAUGGAAGACGAACUUCGUGCAGUAAAAACUGCUAAUAAAGAACAAGAAGAAGCCUUAAAUAAAAUUCAAAAAAGAAACAGACUUUUAGAAGACAGGAAUAUUGCGAAUCAAGAGGCUACGCAGCGUUUAAUCCGGCUAGAAUGUGAAAAAAGGGAUUUGGAAGACAAAUUUCAACAAAAGGACAAGAAGUUUAACGAUUUGAGCAAAAAAUACGAAAAAAUUCGCGAGAAAGCAGCGUCUUAUGACUCCAUGGAGGAAAAGGUGUUAUAUCUUGAAAAAGAACGUAAAACUAGCCAAACACAAUGUAAAAAGGUGGAAGAGCAAUUGAAACAGUUACAAGAAGCUCACGAAGCUUUAAAAUCGACAGAUGUAGCGAAGGGAAGGUCUUCUAUAGCUGAAGAAGACGAAAAUGAUGUGCUAGAAGACAAAAAUGGUCCCCAAGAUGAUAAAAAUAGCUCCUCAAGAGAUUCGAAUGAAUUUGAAGGCAAAAAACAGUCAAAACUUUCGCAGGAUACAAUUGAAAGCGACAACGAACUUAAUAAUAAAGUAGAACUUAUGUCUAAAGAGCUGGAAAUUGCUCAAGCCGAGAUUCAGCGGUUGAAUAAGACCAUCAGUUCUCAACUUGAGGAUUUGGAAGAAUUGGAGCGCGUUGGGGAGCACAAGAAGAAACUGGAGACGAGAUGUAAGGGUCUCGAGGAACAAUUGGUUGAACUAGAACACGAGGGAACACAGAGGGAACAAGAGAUUGAUGAGAUGGAAGAGGAUAUACUGGAUUUACAGGUUCGUAGUUCUGAUCUAGAUAUAAAAUUGGAUCAUCAUGCUGCUGUAGAACAAUUAAAACUUAUUAUAUUUAUACAGGAGAAGCUUGAGAAAUCCCAUAAGGAGUUGCGCGCUGUGUUGGAGGAGAACAAAGCACUGAAACAAGGCUCAGAAAGUGGUGAGAGGACACGUGGGAAAAUUAGGGAUAUUAAUGUGCAUACAAAAAUGGUAAAUGGUGACGAGAAAUCUUCCAAUGUUGCCAUAAAGGUGGGUCAUAUAAACUAAAACGUCCCUUUGAGGGUUGUUGGUAAUAUAGAAUUUUCUUUACUAGGAAACUCGGAACAGUUUAGAUUUAACAAAGUUAGUUUACUUGUCUUAAUUCGCAUUUCCUAUUGUAGUAUUGUAGUAUUGUAGUAUUGUAGUAUUGUAGUAUUGUAUGGUAUGCUCAACACUGGUCAUACAUGUUAGACAGCUAAAGAAGACAGUUUAACACUGAUACAGCUAUUUAUUAUUCAGGAAGUUAGUUUAGUUUAGAUUUCUUCCUGUAGUGACACUGAAUUAACAAGAGAUGAUCCUUACUGGACUCUAGGGAGAACAAUUUGGAACUGAUAGAGCUAUCUAUUAUUCAUAAAGUUAGUUUAGGUUUCAUCCUGUAGCAUCCUAUCAAUAAGAUAUGAUCCUUACUGGACCUCUAUAGAAAGAACAGUUUAAAACUGAUAAAGCUAUCCAUUAUUGAUAAACUGUUAGUUUAGUUUGGGUUUCUUCCUGUAGUAACACUGGACCCUACCGUUAGGGAUAUUUUCCUUACUGGACCUCUAGCAAGGAAAGUUUAAAACUAUAAUAUAGUUAUAUAGUUAUUGGUUUGGUUGCAAACUACAAUAUUAUCAUGAAAAAUAAUCUAAACUGUCACUUUUUAGCAGGAAGCAAGUGACAGAUCGGAAAAAACGAGGGACGUCACAGACCAAAAUGGGUCUAAUAGGGUCAUGAAUGGUGACAAGGGAUCUCCUAGGGUCAAACACAGGAAAAGAUCAGCCGAGCCAGUCGAGGAGAGAAAGACAGAAUAUGUAACCAAGCCUGCAGUGAUGACGAAUGGCUCAGAAAUCUCCGAUGACGACACUGAUAUCUUUGAAGAUGAUGCAGAGUUCUCUGCGAAAUAUUAUCAGUUAGAAAAAGAAAUUCAAGAACUGUUGAGCGAGAAAUUUAGUGAGACGACUGGAAAUAACGGUAAGUAAUAAAUGCCUAAGGCGUUUUAAUAUCUUUUAUCAAAUCAUUAAAUUUAAAAAUUGCACAAAUUAUAUACAAAAGAUUUGCUAAUUUUUUCGAAAUUUUGAGUAACUCAUUACAUGUCUAUGAAGUUACAAUUAUUCUUGUGUGUGGAAGCAUUGAAUAAAACCAGGAAAGGCUGGUGAUUAAACAUUAACAUUUUUUGCAUUUGUUGGCCUUGUUUUAUUCUAUGCUUUCGUAAACUAUAUAACGAUACUAACUGUAUCAAUGUCAUGAGUUAGUAGAGAGUUUCACGACGCGACUAGAGAAGACGCAUUAGAAAAGCUUGGUAACUAGCGCAGCAACGCGUCUUUUGUAAAUUCCAAGCCUUUCUAACGCGUCUCCUCUCGCCGCGUCGUGAAUCGUAUUACGAACUCUCUAGUGUGAAUUUGGCAAGAACGAGGGAAAUUUUACUUUGGUUGCAAUUUUUAUCGAUAUUAUUAGCAAGAAUAUUUUCGACGUCGAAAGUACUAAUUAUAUAAUAUAUGCAUGUGCAAAUGUCGUUCAGCUGUCGUCUAAUAGGAAAAAAUGUCAAUUCGAACGAAAUUUAUCCAUAUUCAUCACAUCGCACGUAGAGUUCAGCUUUGUAUAUUCUAAUAUUCAAGAAUUAAGACUGGCUGCUUGCAAUUUUGUACAAUUAAUAAUAAAAAAACUCCUAAUUCCCACGUUUUAUAUCAGUGACAGUGCUGGAUUUUCAAUAUACGCUUAUUUAAUACGCACAACAUGUUUAUUUAUUUUACCGAAUUUAUAUUGUAUAAAGUUGAAAUUUAUAACUAUAUAGCACUGUUUUAGAAUGUUAUUUUCACUCUUCAGUAAUUUUAAUGCCUUAUAAUAAUUACUAAUUAGUCAGAUAAUUAAUGAUAAUUAGUAUCAGUAAUCAACAGUUUAAUAAUCUUCAAAAUGAAGUUACUAAUGAUUUUAUGCAGUAUGCAACAAUAUUGUUUUGUUCGUAAAGAUAGCGGCAAUUAUACGUAAAUGACGUACGUCAUAUGUUAAUUGUGAUAAUGUACUAAUAUAUUACUGACUUUUAUAAUUAAUAUUAUUAAUACAAUGAUGAUAUCUUAUAUACCUUACAUACUAUAUUUUUUAUACAAUCUUGUAUUUUACUGACAGAAAUUAUUUUUGCUGCAAAUGUUAUGAUUCUAGGGAAAAUUAUUAUAAGACAUACGAAAAUGAUAAUAAUAAUAGUACUGGGACCGCGAAACAGGGGGCGGGGCCAUGCCCCACCCCACUUUUUCGGUGGAUGAAAAAUGACCAGAUAAAAUCCAGCUUACUUGCGUGGAAUAGCUCCCGUGCUAUCCUAAUAAUUUUAUAAUUUUUUGGAAUCGCUUGUUUUUUCAUUUUUGUUUAUGAAUCGAAAGAGAAGACUCAUUUAAACAGCAACUUACUCCCACUGAAUCCCUGAAAACAUUUGCAGCAGAAAUUAUCGGCGAAAAGGCAAAAAAAUCGUGGAUUAAAUAUGGUAGAAUUAACAACAGUAUAAUAUUUUUAUAAUCAUUUUAUAUUUUCAGCUUUCUCUGACGUUUCUUCUUUGAGUCGAUAGCUUUUCGUUUUUUCUAUUUAAUAAAUUUAGUUCGAACAACUCUUCAGCUGUAUCUCUAUAUAGAUUAAAUUGUUUUUUAUUUGAAUGACUGAUAAAAAAUGUUCCAAUGCUAUAAUUCGCCGUAGAUUUGAAAUCUUGUUAUCCUAAACCAACUCAAAACGGUUUUGUCAAAACAUUUCAUAAAAAAUCAAAAGUCCAAAAGAUGUCGGUCAGGAAAAGCUGGAAAACGAACUUGAAUUAUUGCUCUAAAACAAAUUGGUAUUUGCAAAAAGCACGCACUAACAGCUAAUAUUACAGACUACACUUCGGGUAGAAAUGUAUUUUACUCAAAAUUAAUAUUGUAUUUUUUCGUAAUUCGAUCUAUAUAGGCUAUAUAUACUACUAGCUGAACAUGUAUAUUUUAUAUAUAUUAAUUGUAAAUAGCAAUGUAUCGAGUGCGUAUAUCAACUAACAAUAUAACACUAAUCAUUGUCUUGUGUACUGGUUAUUUUUUUACAUAGCUCAAAGAAAACUAAUUUUUAUCAAGAGUGAAUUUCAAGAGAUUUAGAGACGGACUUAAUUUGUUAAUUUUGUAACUUAAAAUUUAUAUGUCAUAAAAAAUGUAAUAUAUGAAUUAUAACAUGAAUGAAUCUAAUGAAAUUAUUCUAAACCGUAAAAUUUUAUAACAAAACUAAUUUAACCGCUUAAUAUGGCUUAUGCAUUAAUGUACUAAUAUACUACCGACUGAUAUAAUAAUAGUAAUAUAUAUGAUAAUAAUACUAUUAUAUAUGAUAUGAUGUAAUAAUAUGAUAAUAAUUCCUUAUAAUUCAUAUUUAAAUAUGAUAAUACAAUAAUAAUAAUAAUACUAUUUUUUAAAUUAUAAUAAUCAUAUACUAUGUAUAUAAUUAACUUAACAAAUUAUCAAUGUAUACUAUUAAUCAAGUAGUAGUUAUAAUGAUAAUAUUAAUUAAUUAAUUCAAACUAAUUAUUACAAUUAACAAUAUAAUGACAAGAAAUUAAAACUAUACUGAUUAGUGAUUUUUUAACACACAAAUAACAUUGAAACACUAUAAAUUAUAAAACAUACUGAUAAUGUCCUGCAGAGCAUGGUUAAGAUUUUAUAGUGUAUUUUUAAUAGUUUUAUAUUGUUUAAAAAAGCAAUCAAUAAUUGUAAAACAUGCUAUUGAAAGCCGGACGUGAAAAGUCGGGUUAAUUUUAAAGUACUAAAGUGUUUUAUAUUAACGAUUCGAAAAGUCUUUCAAAUUUUAAAAUUUUCCUGCAAAAUUUUACCUCUCAAAAACGAGAUAAAAUAAUAUCAGUGACACAAAAAUUUAAGCGCGGUUUAAUUUUUGCGCAUGCGUGCAAAUACUUAUCCCACAAAGUCUGCCUGCAUUGUGUGACUAUAUAAGAUUUUUUAUUCGAUACUCAAUCUCGAAACCAGAGCCCACAAUACUGUACUAUAUAAAUUAAAUUUGCUUACUAUUUUUUUUCAGGCCGCCUGGCCUGUAAAACAAAAUAAAACAGAAAAAGUACUAUUAAAUUUAGUUGUCUUUGUGAGAUACCAGGUUUUUUAAUUCGAUACCAGCUUACCAGUACAGAUACUUAAAACAAUAAUACUAUCCAGUUAUGAUUCAGUGAUCAAAAUUUUCCAUUGUCUUUUCAUUGUUUUCGAAAUGGUAGAAUAUCGUAUUAGGACAAUUAGGUAAAAUGGACUUAUCAUCCUCAGUAAAUCAGUCACAAGUGUGUUGCCGGGGAAGUCAUGCCUGAUGACAGUGUUUUCGCGCAAUUUGAUUGGUUGGUCACCUCCGGACCAAAACAAAAUGUCCUCGGAAUGGUAACAUGGUAAGUUUAACCCAUUCAACGUUUAUGCGCGAGGGCACAAAUUUUUAUAAACUUGAAUUAGUUGUUUUAUGUGAUCAAACAUAAUGUCAUUAAUGUGCAACAAUGUAGGAUAAUGUUCUGGGCCGCAACGUAUUGGAAUCUUGCCUUAAUUAUCAGGUUUAUUUCAUUUACUGAUUUAAAUUUUAUCUUGAUAAUACCAUACAGAAAAAUAAUUAUUACGGUUGCGCCUUAAGUAUCGUGUAAAGCUUUCGUUCAAAAUUUUAACAAUUAAAAAGCUUGAUUACCAUCCCCAAAAAUUCCGGUGUAAAAAUAUAUCCUUUUCAAUUCAGUAUAAAGCUCAUAUUAAUAUUGACUGCUUUUAAUUCUUCUACCUGAAGCAUUUCAAAAAGACAUGGCUUUAUGCCUUUCCCAACCACAUGAAAUAAGGGCUUAGCUUAAUCUUUACUCCGUUAAAUAAUUUAAACUAAGUGAUCAAUUAACAUUUUUUGUGUCCACAAAUUUCCACCCACGCGCAAUAAAAAAUUCCAUACACUUUAUAGUCAGUAUUUUUGUCAAUACACUUUCGUAAACAAACAGACAUAUGUCGAUGGUUGUCAACAGUAAAAAAUGCCAGAAACGAAAAAUAUAAUUUGUUAGCUUGUUUCUACAAGUACAACUACUGAACUACAACUGAAUUUCACCAUGCACUCAUAGCCCCCCAAAUAUCGUUCUUUGGCCAUAUAUGUCGAAGCAAACAUCAGCAAAUAUUGCUCGCUCCAUUGAACUUGUCAUUGCACAAAAUUUGCAUGUUUGACAUUAAUGUUUUAUAUUACAGUACAAAGGUCUCUGUUUGAGUCUAUAUAGCAUGCAGGGUCAUGGUUUGAAAUUAAGCAAUUUAGAAUUUCGAAAAUAAAUUCUGUUAUUACUUUUAUGUACUUUUGUUAUAGAAGGGGAAAGUGACAAUGCGAAUAUUAAAGAUCCUUCAAGUCACGUAAACGAAACAACUUCGAAAAUAUCUUUGCCUCGAAAUAUGGAUAUCAAACAACUACGACAGCUCAGCCGGAAACUUAUGAAGGCAAAUAAAAGCUUGAUAGCUAUGAACGAAAAACUCUACAAGGAUAAGGAACAAAUUGAACGACAAAAUGAACAGCUUCAGAACGAAUUUGGACAGAAAUUACAAACGCUUGAGAAAGAAAACGAGACAUUUAAGAGACUGUUGAAGGCAGAAGACAAAAUAAAUUCUGUGGAUGAGAUUUUGAGUAAAACCACAAUUGAAGCGUUAAAGACUGAGCUGGCUAGCCAAGGAGCAACGAGCUCGGAGCUGAAAAUGGUUGUGGAUGACGAAGCGAAACCAUCGAAUAUUCCUGAAUGCUCGCAGAAUGAAAAUGAUGUUAUUCAGCUUGAAAUGGUAAGCACAUUUUCUGAAGAUAAUUAUGACAAGCAUUUACAACUAGCAGUUAUAGGUAUCAUUCAAUAACUGCUCUUAUAUAGCUCGGCUCCAAAAGUCCAUCUAUAUACAUCGAAUUCACUACGUUUCAAUUUGACCUAGAUAAAACACUUAUUGACACCUUUUGGAGGAAACGACUGAUGUUACAUCAUAGAUAUCUUAUAUCUAUGUGUCACAUGUCUCCAUGCAUGCAUUGCAUAUAAAUCCACCAAACACAGGGUCAGGCCUAGCUGCCAUGGUGUUGUGCAUAAAAUACUAUAUAUGUACUGGGUUUUUACCAUGAAUAUACAAACUUUAACAGUACAAAGACAGGACAAAUGAUAAUUAUAACAGAUAAGACAAAACAGGAUUUAUAGAUUAGACAAAAAAGACAAACAUUUCUUUUGACCAAUAGUCAAUAUUCAAUGGACCAUAUCAUUAUUUAGCGGACAUGCAUCAAUGUCAUUAUUUUCAGUUUUUAAAUAUAUACGAAUAUAUAGUAUAGCUUGUAGAUAUAGUGUAGGUGAAAUAAGGAAUAGAUGAAGGCAGGAAGAUUUAUCCACGAAUUGUAUUUUUAACACAAUAGUGGGUUAAUUACAAAUUGUAAAGCAAAACAUAUUCAUCAAAUAGUGUUGUAUAUAUUGUUAUAUAGGUUUUGUUGUUUGUGUUAGAGACUGAUACGGGGAUCAUUUUCAUGAAUUUGCAUGCAUAGGGUCUGCACGUAUUAAGUUUGACAUUUGUAUAAGAUGGCUUGAGAAGGUCAUUGAGUUGCACCUGUAUAAGGAACACGUGUGCGACUUGUUUAUUAUGUGAGCAAAAUGACUAUACAGUACCACACGCUUAUAAAAUCUCACAUCUUGUAUCGAUAUUGAGUUCUAAACUGUUCUCACAGUAAGAGUAUCCCUAAUUUGUUCAGUAUUACUACAGGAGGAAAUUGGAGUAACUGUAAGAAACAUGGGACGAUCUUUUGUCGAGUUAGCGAAAUUUAAAAAUUGUGAUACCAACAAAAUAUUGUUCAACUGACAUUGUUCCAUUACAGGAAUGAUUAUAAUGGUCAUCAUUUGUGGGAAUCAAUUACAUUCAUGAACCGCUUAGCUUAUCGUCACUAAAAGGAUCUACAGGAAUAAAAUAUUUAAGCCUGUCACGAUCUUUCUCAACGGCUAGUUUAUAAUAGUUUAUACCUGUAAGCCACAUAUAAAUCAUAAGUAUUCUCUAGUUAUAAUCACUCCGCGUAUUUUCAGUUCUAAAAUGUUGUACAUUUCGGCUGAUGAGAACGAUCGUGACUCAAUCUUCACGACCAUAUGGAAACCAGGUUUUACCUUACUCUCUUUAGAAAAUUAAAGCAAUGAAGAACGACAAAUCGCUGAUGGUAUUCAGGUACGAAAACGAGCUCGAAGAAUCGCACAAUUUCUAUGAGGAAGAAGAGCAAAAAUUAAAAACAUACUACGAGGAACGCAUCGCUUCUGUUGAGAAACAAAACCAGAACUUAAAAUCUCAAAUUAAUGGUUUAAUGUCCUUCAACGACAACAAGAGAAACAACUGUGAAGUUCAUACCAAACAGUUGAAUGACCUAAAGCGUUUACAUCAGGACGAAUUACAAGAGGUUGAGAAAAAUUUAGCUUUAACUUUGUCACAGCAACUUCACUCGCUGACUAAUUUAUCCGAGCAAGAAAAAACUGCUAUUACUAAAGAAAAAGACGCGGAGAUAAGUAGAUUAAGCGAAAAUUGUCGAGAGUUGAACGACGUUAUUGCAAAUCUACAAGAACAGGUUGGAAAUUAUCCAGAAAUUCUGGAAAAAUGCAAAGAUUUGGAACGUCAGCUAAGCGAGGAAAGAGAGCGCUGUGAAGCGUUAGGAAAAGAAGUUGAAGAGCAACGACAAGAGCAACAACAACAACAGCAAAAACAGCAACAACAACAGCAGCAGCAGCAGCAACAACAGCAGCAGCAACAACAGCAGCAACAACAACAGCAACGACAGCAACAACAACAAUGCGAAAGUUGUGAGCGAUUAAGAAGUCGUGUCCAUGAACUCGAACACGAACUGGUCGCUCUACGAAAAUUGGAAGAAGACAACAUCUUACUUGCAGGCGAGAAUGAAAAGCUUAUCGAGCAGUUAGAAGUCGAGAGACAAAAACUAGAUUUGAUGACAAACAAUAACUUGCCGGACAGCGAAACCAAACUCAAGUUGGAAGAACUACACAACGAAAAAAGCCCGUCGAAAAUGAAAGAAAAUUCGAAAAAGUAUUUAAAGAAGCGUGUAUCACAGCUUGAGAACGAUUGUAAGGACUUGUGGAGAAAAUUGCAAAGCGAAGUGCUCAAGAGUAAACAGAAAGAAUUGGAAAUUAAUCGAGAGACGACGGAGAAGGAGCGAAUACUUCAAGCACUUCACAAAUCACAGAUUUCCAACACGCAUGAAAACGAGACUCGGCAAAGUAAAACGAGUAACGUUUCGUUGAAUAGUUCAAACAAUGAUGACGAGACGGCAUCGAUAAAUGAAGACAAAGAUAAUGAUUAUUUUGUUGUAAAAGAAAAGUUGAAAAAAUCGCAAAGCAGGACACAUUUACUACAGGUAAAUAUGUCGUCAUAUGUUGUUUGCAUUCGUAGUACACUCGUAAAAAUCUCACAACUUAUUACCAAGAUGUGUUCGCAGCAGGCUUGCAGCAAGCUUGUCAACAAGUUGCGGUAAGAAUGCUGUCAUAUUUUAUCAAGUUGUUACAAGGUUAUCACUUACAACUUGCUGACAAAUUGUUGAAUUGCAGGACGAUAACAAGUUAUUGGAACAACGGGUAACAAGUCUGUUGAACUCAACAAACUUGUAGCAAGUUGUCAACAAGAUCUGUUGGCAACAAUUGGCAACAUAUUCCGAAAAUUCCGGUAUUUCCUGAAAUAUAUCCCGUUUUCCUUCCCAAAAUCAGAACAUAUUCUGUUUCCUGGUUUGUCCACCACAUGACAAUGAAACAAUGUUCAGGGGCGUCAGUAUAACAACCAUUAUCAACGAAUAUUCUGAUCAUUAAUCGAAUGCAAUGGAAACACUCGCAUAUAAAUGUCAAUCCUAUUCAUUUUUGUCCGUUAGACCGAGAUAGACCGACUACGGGAGAGUUAUUCCAAUAACCUGAGCAAGGAACUUGAAGAUAUGGAAAACAAGUGGACACAAAGACUAAGGUAAGUCGAUGUUUACUUGGUUAUUAUUUUUAAACUAUCUUUAUUCAUAUUGGAUUACUCUAGUAUGAUUACAGGCCGGAGUACCUGAAGAAAAUAUAUGGUGUUUGGUUAAGUAUCUCAGUCACUGUGACACCAACACCCUUUUAGAGAUUUUUUACUGAUGCGUUUUUAACUUUACAGACGAGAAUGCAAUGCUGUUCAUUCUGAAAUGGCUGAGGAGUUCAGGAAACAAAAAGAAGCUUGGAGGAAAAAAGAGUCUGAACUUCACUGCGUUGUAAGUAUGUCAUAAAUCUGACGCCUUGUUACCAAAAUGCACCAUAAAAUAAACACUAAUUGAAACUUCGUGUUUUCUAUCCCGUAAUCUAGAUAAAAGAACUUCAAAUUCAAAUUGAGGAGACAGAAACAGAUCGUAAAGGGUUGGAGAAGGAACUGAAUGCAUUGAGAGCAAAAGGACAAAAUGGUCUGACAGUUUCUGAACGUUUAGUAGAAGAUAAAUCUGAUGAAAACAACGGCAGCAAGAACAGUGAUAACUACACAGCAUCGGUAGAAAAAGAAGACAAUCAAAUUCAAGGUAUUCAAAAUUUUAUUUAAGUAAAACUUCAUGAAGAGCAGUAUUCAGUCUGAAAAAAUGUGCGGGACUUCAAGUUUCAACCAUCUUCUCUUACUGUCUUCAGUUUCCUCCUAUUGUAACACUGAACAUCGGAUCAAUGUUUAUUCUUGUGCUGCACCUCUCGGAAGAACAGUUUAGAACUAAUGAAUGAACUACUCCCUGUAGUAACACUGGAUCAAUAAGAAAUGAUCCUUACUGGACCUCUAGGGAGAACGGUUUAGAACUGAUAAAACUAUCUAGUAUAAAUAAAGUUAGUUUAGUUUAGGUUUCCUUCUGUAGUAACACUAGAUCAAGAAGAGAUAACACUUACUGGACUUCCAGGGAGAAUAGUUUAGAACUGAUAGAGCUAUCCAGUAUAAAGAAAGUUAGGUUUAGGUGCUUUCAUAAUUAAUCCUAUUUUAGUAAUACGUAUAUUACUCUAAGUAUUAAGUUAAUAGUUCUCUUUCUUAGAUUACAUCAGCGACAGAGACCUACGUCGCCUUGCUUACAAACUAAAGAAAGACCAAUGGCUACGCCUUGCAAAACUUCUUUCCCUCUCGGAGACAGAGAUUCGUGAAAUAGAUCAACUGAAAGUAGGCAAAGAUGAAAAAGCAUUUCGUGUGCUUAGCGAAUGGCGGACUUCUGCCGAGGAGAUCACCGGUAAUCAAGUGUCGCAAUUAGCGUUAGCAUUGGAAGAGAUUCGGCGAAAAGAUCUUGCACAGUUUGUGAUGGAGCAUUGUAUGGCUGGUAAAAUUAGGAAUAAGUUGGUUGGAGUGUAGAAGUACAGAGUUUGGUUUCAGGUUAUUUGUAUUUUAGUAAGCUUGUCAACGAUUGGCUUAACAGUUAACAGCAACUGCAAUAUUGACUUUAGUCAAAAGUAUAAACGUCGGGAGGUCCGGAGGAGUGGUCAAAAGGGCGGACUUGAAUUUAUAUUUCAAUGUUGUUAGAUGAUAAUUGAAGUAAAAUAGUUGUGAUAAAGGUUUCUCCACAUUGAUUCUUGUUCAAUAUUCACAAAUCUGAGCUGUCUUUUUAUAGGCUGGGGCCAGGGCCUGGGGUUUCUUGGGAGUGGGUGUAGGAGGGACAACUCUCAUUCCCUGGCGCGUUUCUUGCCCUAGAAAUUUUUAAAAAUUUUUAUGCUCCAGGACUUUCCAGGCGAAGUGGAUUAGCACCUAACCUUGUUCACAAAUCAUGUGGAAAUUGCC
Messenger RNA from Paramuricea clavata, 27945 nucleotides. The record is from the annotation of a GenBank genome assembly. NCBI's taxonomy places the organism in Eukaryota, Metazoa, Cnidaria, Anthozoa, Malacalcyonacea, Plexauridae.